This is a messenger RNA of Ruditapes philippinarum (Manila clam), 4455 nucleotides long. RefSeq lists its product as uncharacterized. The record is from RefSeq and is a predicted model, not a curated record. The transcript has 13 exons. The coding region runs from base 240 to 4289 and encodes 1349 amino acids. NCBI's taxonomy places the organism in Eukaryota, Metazoa, Mollusca, Bivalvia, Venerida, Veneridae.
AUUAAACCUUAUACUCUAAAUUCAAUACAUUCUAAUGCAUAUAUGCUUAGGUUUUGUUUUCAAUGUUUAAAUGCAGUUAUCACGUUCUUUAAAUGAAAUAAUCGUGUAUGAUGACAUGAAAUAUUUUGUGCAAAAGGCACAUAAAUAUUUUCUACUUGCCAUGGUUGUAACAUCUUCAUAAUCAGUUUCAUGCUGUUUUAAGAAAUCGUGGAUGCCAUUUUUCCUGGUAUUUUAGGAUAAUGGAAACAUUAGGAGAAGGAACAAGCCGGCGCAGUGAAAGAAAGAGAAAAAGAAAAGAAUCCUACUCUCCUGAAGGAAAGAAAGAAGGAAAAAAGAACAAACAUGAUGGACAGAAAACCCAAAAUAAAUCAAAGUUACACUCCAACAGACCUUAUGAUAUUCUUCCAGAUGGAGAACCUUUUUCUUGCCAUCUCUGUAAGUCCCCAUAUGUGGUCAAUCCAAUAUCAAAAGGUGUAAAGAAGACAGGACGGUCCAGGCAUACACCUCUACCACAGAUACGGACGGACAGGAACACUGGGAGAGAAAUGACAUUAUGUAAUGCAUGUGUUCAGAUCUUUGACCGUCCUCAGCGAAGAGUUAUCAAAACAGCUACAGUGCCUUCUGAAGAUGAAAAGAAAGAGUAUCUGACAGAAGUUGAGCAUUUUGUCAAAACCUUAAAAGCAUCUUUUGAUGAUCCAUUAGUGGAGAAGUUAUUUUGCCCUCUCAGUCAGAAGAAGUUGUGUGGAUGUUUACAGAAAUAUAUACAGUCAACAGGAAACAGUCAUGUACCAGUAUUCAUCUCACUGAUGAAUGACGCAAUAGAACUAAGGAAGGAGAAAUCAUACCCUGUCACAGACAGUAACAAGAAAGUCAAGCUUAUUGGUCUGGGAAACGGUCACAAGAAAUCUAAACGUUAUGAAGAAUUUGUGUUGACAAAAAGACGUGUAUUGAAAGAUGACAUGAGACUUUGUGAGAGAGCCACACAGAAAAUAUUGAUGUACUCAAACAACUUCCUACAUAAAAGAUUGAAGACUGAAAAUAGACCUUGUAGAGUAGAGAGAACAAGAGGGAAAGCUGCACUAGGUCAGCUACCUGAUCUACAUACGAUGAUGGAUCAACACUGCUGUACUGAUAAUUGUGUCAUGCUUGCAUUAACUCACAAAAGAUUGUUACAAGAUUGGAGGGACCGAGCUUUACAAGGUCAGCAAGAGGCUCGUAGAGUAAUGGCGGAAAUGUUAACCCCAGCAGGAGCAACACAUAUCAAUUGUUACAACUUCAUUUCCAUGGUAACAGGCUGUUCCCAGACAACAAUAGCUAGGGUCUAUAAUCAGAUGAUUGAUACAGGCGGACUAAGAGACCCUCCGGAACAUGGCAUGAAGAGGGUGUGGCAGGAACAUUAUAAACAUGUUACAAAAACAUCAUAUGGAAACAAAGAGACAAGUUCAAGUGCGAUAGCUAAUGAGGGUCUUUCACAGGAAGUGGCAUCACAGAAUAGCCAGACCAGUCCGAAUGCAGGCAUCAGUGUUGAAACUUUAAAUGCAGUUAGACAACACAAAUUGGCCUGGAUUCAAGACAUUGCUAAGAAACAGUUACAACAACAACAAAUUGCCUCACACCUCCAGGAUCUCAUUUCAAGAAAGAAAAACAACCUUGUUCAACAGAAUAUGACUCAAGAACAGUUGCACAGGAAGGCAGAUGAUAUCAGUCAUAGCCAAUUAGUAAAAUCCACAAACAGUUUAGCAAUGGAGCAGUUACAGAAUAACCCUUUAUCAAAUGUGUUUGGCUUAAAUCCAACUGUCAUUGAUACUCAUCGACAAAUUGUAACCGGCCAAGGUCAUCAUUACUCUGGUCAAGGUCACAUGCAACACGUGCUGUUACACCCCCCUCCCCAGUAUGGGGUACAUCAGUCUAAUAUGGAAAGGCAAUGGAACCAGUCCCAGCUAAAUUUUCCAAUAAAUGUUAACCAGACUAAUUAUUUGCUUACUGGGGAUCAUCAAGUUCUUCCUGUUAUACCAGUAUUUAAACAAGGACAUGAAGGGCAAGUGAUUCCCAGUUCUAAUCCUGUUACACAGAUACCAGGUGAAAAUAACAACCAAACUAGAUCUGUACAAACGUCUUUUUCACAAAAUGAAACAGUCCAAACAAUAGACCAACAUGAUACUGGCAUAAACAGCUUUGGGACAAGUCAGAGUGCUAGAGGAAAAACAAAUAAUUCUGUUGUAAAUGAUAUCAAUUCUUUACUAAACCCGAUUCAGUCACCAGCAUUGAGACAGUACCAAAUAGUGAGUGAUCAAGGGGUUCAAUUACUUAAUAUUCCAAGUUCAGUCAUUGAACAAAGCAUUGGACAAAAAGCAAUCAAUGUUCAGCAGACACAGACUUCAGACAAACCUGAAGUAUUUGUGUCUACUUCACUGGCCUCAGUGGACCAAAGUGAAAAUAUAAACCCAAAUAUUUAUUUUCAUCUUGUGCCAGAAAGUCCAGAGAAAUCAAGACAAUUUAUAGCAGAGAAAGUAACAAGUAGACAUAUGCCUAAACCUUCAGUUUCCAUACAAAAUGGUGGUUUUGAAUUUAUAGACAAACCUGCGUCAAAUAUUGAUCAAAUUUCUGAAUGUAAAAUUAGUAAUGAUACUCGUGACCAUGAAACAAAAAAGCAAUCUGAAAACGCCACCCACAGAUCAAAUGUUCAUAAUUUAAAUGAAAAGGAUUUAUUGAUAGAUCAGUCAAUGUCAGAGAACAGUUCAACAAUGAUUCCUGAUAGUGUUUCUAAUCAAUCUGGUCCAGCUCUUGAACUGGCAAAUCAAACACAGCUUAUUGUACCUGUCAGUUUUUUUCCAUCAUCAAGUUCAAGUGGAGUUGGAUCUGAGCAGAUUCCAUCCCAAAUUCAAAUAAGUUUCCAAACGUGUUCAACAGAAAAUGAUCAACCAAGUUUUACACAACAAAUAAUUCUUCCCCAUGGUAAUGUGGUUACUCUGCCACUGAUACCAAUGUCUUCAAGUAAAGAUGUGGAUAUGCCAAUGCCAGCAAGUAUUUCAACUUUUUCAAGUAAGGAAAAUAUGACCCAGGUUAACAAUGUUUCACAUGAUGGAGUACCAGAACACAUCAAAAGUCUUCAAAGAGAAAAUUUGCCGCAAGAUUGUAUUGAACAAAGAGCAAAAGUUAUUGCUGUUGAUAAGCAUAACAUAACAGAAUCAAACCCUUCAAAAUCUAGAAAUUGCAGUGGAAAUUCUAGAAAGUCUAGAAACUCUAGUGAUUCAUCAGAUAAGUCUAAAAGAUCAGUGGUUCAUUUUUCGGACACAAGCAAAUUAGAAUCUCACCAGGAACAUGGCCAUGCAAACCUGAGACCUGAAACCUUAACUGACUUUCAUUUUGUUACAAAAAUUAAUAAAAGCAGACAUCGGCAGUAUAGUGGUAACUCUGAGCAUGGUGACAGAUCCAGAAAAUCGAGUGGAAAUUCGGUGUUUAGUGAAACAUCAAGUCACACAAGCGGGUUAACACUUUCAAAUUUGGCUUCACCUAAUAUAUUUCUUGACAAGGAGAAAGGCAUAUUUUUCAUACAGUCAAUGGAUGGUCUAGAUGAAAUUGACAAUGCCCAACUGGUUGAUUUAAUACAGGCAGUAGAAGCAGACCAGACUAUUGGAACUGAAAAACAUGGAAAGACCUCUGCAAAUGAAAGGAAUGUUGGCGAGUUUGUUGAACAGAACAAGUCUGAUAAAUCAGACAACGAAAAUAUAGAUUUUUCUAGAAAUACUGUGAUUGGGAAGCCGAAAAAGAUAAAACAUGUUAAUAUGGAAGACAUUCUUAUUGAAAGUGUUGAACCACACGUCAGUGGGUUUGAUUCUCAAAAUAUUGAUUUAUUGAGACAUGGUGUUGCAUACUCUAAUAAUGAUGCAAAAUUGUCUGAAGAAUCUUCUGAUAAAACUAACCGAUUGGAAGAGACACACAAGGAAUUAGAUACAGUGGUUGUGGAUGAGCACUCGGAGAGAAAAAAUGGCAAGAGGAAAGAAAAACAAAACAAUAAGAAGGCUUUAACAGGGAGCAAAAAUCACAGCCAUGUAAGAAAACAUAAAAACAUGCCUUCUGAUAUUUUUAUUCCAAAUGCAAUAUUAUCGAAAGACGGGAGUCAGCAUUUGGGUAAUGGCCCAACAACUAAGUCGUUUGUACCAAUUGCACCAAAGAUAUCGCAGAAAAUGUGGAAUGUGGAAAUAAAUGAUCAAAAGGAGCAUAACAGCCGCCUUUCCCACAAUGCUCCAGUAUUGAGUAGUUUGCUUUCAAGAAAACCUAUGUUUUAAUUUAUUGAAGUGAAUAACAUAAUGAAUGAUUUUUAAAUGAAGGUUUUCGUUAACCAUAUACAAGUAUGUUCACGAUUUUGUGAAAUUGUUUCUCAUUGGUCUUAAUAUCUUCCGGUAUAUUUUGUAUAUACCUUAAAGUUGAAUAAAGUAGACUUGGAGACGUGUA